Labeo rohita (rohu) is the source of this 4768-nucleotide messenger RNA. It is a transcript of the gene gnl1, whose product is annotated as guanine nucleotide binding protein-like 1. The coding region runs from base 138 to 1961 and encodes 607 amino acids. Lineage: Eukaryota; Metazoa; Chordata; Actinopteri; Cypriniformes; Cyprinidae. The transcript has 12 exons. Gene Ontology annotation, molecular function: GTP binding; GTPase activity. The record is from RefSeq and is a predicted model, not a curated record.
UCCACCCCAUCAGGGGGCGGUCUCACAGAAAAGUCCAUGCGAGUAACGGAGAAACUUCACGAAUGUAAAUAAUAAGCGAACAAGGAGGAUACGUCCUCGCACUUUCUUUCUAUUUCCAUCUUUUGACUAAUGCGAACAUGCCACGCAGAAAGCCUUUUAGUAACAAACAGAAAAAGAAGCAGCUCCAGACGAAACGCGAGAAAAAGAGAGGAGAAACUGGUUCAAGUCACAGUAGCCGAAAUGCCAGUGUGGAGAGAGGGCCUGGCAGAGACAGGCAGUCGGAUACAUCAGACAGCGAGACGACAGACAUCAGGAGGAUCAACCAUCAGCCUGGCACCAGAGACAGCAGAUAUGACCCCAACAGAUUCCGUCUGCACUUUGAAAAGGAGAGCAAGGAGGAAGUGGAGAAGAGGAAGAAAAUAGCGAGGGAGAAAAUCCUAAAACCGGUGGCAGAAAAGGAAAUGGAGAUUGAUAUGAAUCAGAUCUACCCAGAAGAUAAAGGCCUAGAUUUCCCACGGCGGCCCUCGUGGCAUUACAACAUGCGGCGAGAGGAGUUACUGCGGAAAGAGGAGAAGUCAUUUCUGGAGUAUCUAGAGGCUCUUCACUCCAAGAACCCACCCGGUACCCUCAGCCACUUUGAGCACAAUCUUGAGACAUGGAGGCAGCUGUGGAGAGUAAUGGAGAUGUCUGAUGUCAUUCUCCUCAUAGUGGAUAUCAGACACCCAGUGCUGCAGUUUCCUCCUGCUCUGUAUCACUACAUCACCAGUGAGUUAAAGAAGUACAUCAUCCUGGUGCUCAAUAAGGUGGACUUGUGCCCCCCUCCGCUGGUGUUAGCAUGGAAACACUACCUGACUAAACAGUUCCCACACCUGCACUGUAUUUGCUUCACCUCACAGCCAGGACAACCCUACAGUACACUUCUACAGAAGAAGAGGAUGAGGAAGAAAGUAGGAUGGAAUCAGGCUGGAGGCCCAAUUCACAUCAUGAGAGCAUGUCAGGAGAUCACAGCAGGAAGAGUGGAUUUGAGUAGCUGGGAGAAGAAGAUCCAGAGGGAUGCUGUUGCCGUGGGAACAGAGGGGGAUCAGGCUGAUGAUGGAUCGGAAUCUGUGUUGAUGGAGCAUCACAGUGACGUUGCCAUGGAGAUGAACAGCCCCACACAAGAACUAUAUAAAGAUGGUGUACUAACAUUGGGCUGCAUAGGUUUUCCUAAUGUAGGCAAAUCUUCAGUGCUGAACAGUCUGGUUGGCAGGAAGGUCGUGAGCGUGUCUCGAACUCCAGGUCACACAAAAUAUUUCCAAACGUACUACCUCACUCCCACUGUUAAACUGUGUGAUUGUCCUGGGCUUGUCUUCCCUUCCCAAGUUGACAAGCAACUACAGAUCCUAGCUGGUAUAUAUCCAGUGGCCCAACUGCAGGAGCCAUACAGUUCAGUAGGAUACCUGUGUGAACGGACCAACUUCCUGUCUGUGUUAAAGCUGAAACAUCCUGACCACAGCCCAGAAACUCCGCAAGACCCCAGCACACAGGACUGGACAGCAUGGGACGUGUGUGAAGCCUGGGCUGAAAGGAGAGGGUAUAAAACUGCUAAGGCGGCCCGUAACGAUGUCUAUCGGGCAGCCAACAGUCUCCUGCGUUUAGCCAUCGAUGGUCGGCUGUGUCUUUGUCUGCGACCACCCGGAUACACUCAGAGUAAAGAUGAAUGGGAAUCACACCCAGGCCUGGCCGAGAUCAUUGCUAUUCAGGGAAGGAAGGAAGAAGAGGAAGAGUGUGGCGACAGGGAAGAUGACGAAGGCGAAUCCAGCUCAGAGCUGGAGGAGGAGAACGAUCGAGACGCUGAUGAUGAUGAAGAUGCUGAUGGGGAUGACGAAGAUGAUACCGUGAAGGCUGACACCGUGAAGGCGGACAGGAAGGGCCUCACUCUCAACAUGUUCAGUGUGCUGGGAGAGAACGAGUGUGAGUGAGGGAUGAGAUCCGGGUUCAUUCCAUGUUCAUGCAUUCCAGUUUUUUAUUUAUCACUGAUCUCCUUACGACCAUCUCAUUUCAAUCUGCAACGUGUCAAUCAAAGGACUGUAUAAAGUUUUGAAUUUAAACGCUACACAUUUAUUUUGCAUUCGAGCCCUUUGUGCAUUUAUACAGCCCGUUGUAUAGACAAAAACAUUCUUUGUUCUAUCUCCUUUUGCUGGUUUUGUGUUUUUCCAGUCUUUCUGUGCCUCUAUAUUUUCUGUGCUUUCCAUCAUUAGAAAAUGAUCAAAAUGCUUUGAAAACUUUUGUACCUCCCGCAUGCAGCCUUUUUCCCCUUUUUUGAGUGGGCAGAAGGAAUGUCUGUACAACUGGUGAUUUGUACAAUCAGUGUUACUAAACAAACAUUGAUGAAUACAAUCGCUGAUUCAUCAUCAAUCUCAAAGCAGUGAUGCCAAAGGUUCAGGUGAGGUCAAAGGUCACUGCUUUGACCUCAAACUGUGAGUCCCCCAUGCGAAUGUAUUCUACCCUCAAUCUCAGUACCACAAACCUCUGCAUGCAGGGCAGAACCAGCCGUGUUAGAGGAUAAAAGAUAGAGACCAGAAACAGACUGUUGACUUGAAGAUUAUUCUUAUGAAAAGACGUUAUGGACACUCCAAGCACUUUUUAAAGCCAGAGGCAGCAACCAGCAGUCUUUUAUGGAUGAAUACUUUAAUUUCUAGGCAGAUAUAUACGUUUAUUAUGCGGGCAAUGAAGUGAAAGUGUUGUUUAGAGUUGCAGAGUAAAUAUAUAUGGCAAAACAAGUUCUAGACUAUGCAAAGUUUACCGAGGUAUCAGAAAAACUGAUACAAGUGUUCCAGUUCUAAAAAAAAAAGAUUGUAUAACACACACUAACACAAGCCACUUGAAGAUUUUGGAGUCAUAUUGGUUUGGACUAAAAGUGCUUUGUUAGAGAGUGGGUUGGUUUUGAAGAAUUCAAGUUUGAAGUGUGCACUUUUGCUGUAGGACUAUAGGACUCAGGUAAUGGUGUUGAUGUGCAGAGAGACCGAUACAAGAGUGCUGGUUUCCUGCUUUUCAGCCUCCAGCCCUGCAUGCCCUUGCUUAGGGAUUUCAUGUGGGCCUGUCUUUAUUUGUGUGGGUGUGAUGGUGUGUGGAUCAUUCUUUCUUUAUUAAAAUGUUAUUAUACUGACAGAAACAGCCCUCUGCAAUAAAAACGUUCCCCUGACUCUUUGCCGUCAUUGUUUUUGAGAACACAGAUACUGAUGUCUUUACAAACAGGAUGUCGGAAUGUAAACUAAGUACUCACCCUCAUGUCGUUCUAAACCCAUGAGCGCGCAUCAUGGUUGCAGAAAACCCCGGAGAGACAGCCUUCAUGGUUAGAGAAUUACACGGAGACGGUAAAAUACUUACAUUUAAGGAGACUGAUGUCAUUUUCAAAAUGUUCUCCGCAUAUUACAAGAGCUUGUCACCCAGCGAUAAGCACUGCUAUUCAACAAAGUUGACGUUAGAUAGUGCGCUAGUAUUACAGAUCCGAAACAGGGAUGAUGGUUUUUUGUGGGCGAAGCCUAUCUGCUGACAGAAAAUGAUGGUUAUCAAGUGGCAGUAUAUAGAGCUAUGGAAUAAAAGAAUAACAAAAGGUCAAUUUGAUUUUAUAUUUCAAAAUUCGGACUUUAUUCUUGCAAUUCCGAGAUUAUACCUCACAAUUGUAAUGAGGCAAAAAAAACUCAUUCUCUCUUUUCCCCUUGGCUCAAAAUAGGAGUUCAUCCCACACUCCUGGCUUUUUUCCCCUCAUAAUUGACAAACUCACUAUUUUUGAGUUAAAUCGAGUCAUAAAGUCUGAAUUGGGAGAUAUAAACUUGCAUUUCCAAGAAGAAAAAGUCAGAAUUCUGAGAUAAAAUAAAUGUUAUGUAAAAAUGUUAAUAUUAAUAGGUUUAAAUAAUAGUUCAUGCUGUAACUGUAGGGCUGAUACAAUACGUCCCCUAUGAACAACAUAUGUGAAUAUUAUGUAGACCUAUUGUUUAAAUCAAAUUUAUGCUUUAAAAGUAGAGUAAUCAUAGCAGUCUUCAUCCAUAGCAGUUUCAUCCAAGCGUUUAGCCUGAGGUAUUCAAUUGAAAUUAUUUGCAUUCCGAUUUUGACAUCAAAAGGCACACAAAUUGUUUUUUUCGUCUUAUUCCAUAUAUUUGACCAUUUACCUCUGCUUGUUACCAGUGUUUUGUUUUGUUUUUUUCUGCCACCACAAUGCGCGCACAGCUUCAAGUGAGUAACUGUGACAUCUACUCCAAAUUGGUCUAUUAUAAACAAUAUAGCUAAUGUAUAUUACACAUUAUAACAAAUCCCUGCAGAAGGCGCCAGUGGUCUGUGAUUGUUUUUACACUUUACUGUGCAAUCUAUUCCGUGUUUAAUAUUGACUCAACAUUUCAUUCAGAUGUCCACCUUAUCUUUAAUAUUUGGCCAUAUCUUUAUGACAGAAAUGCUACAGCCACUGUAAGUUCUUGAAUAUGUGGACAUCAAAACGUGUAAACUCAAAGUGAGAGUUGAAACUUUUAUUUUGAUAUCGUGAUGAACAGUUAAUAGCAUAUUGAGAAAGAAACUAAUGUAUUCUCUUGUGUUUACAUAGGUUUAUAAAUGAUUUACCUUACAAAUCUGAUGAAAUGGUGUUUGUUGCGUUCCCAGAUAAAUGUUACAAUAAACCCAAACUCACAUGGAAAUGAUAACAGUUUGUAUAGCAGCAUUUACUGUGAACUGAGCCGCUUUGAGAAGCACGUACAUAACCUACAGGCAUAUAAAUAAAGCAUAUAUAUUUAUUCAA